AUGUUCUUUUUCGGGAAACUAGUUAACGGCGGGGAUGUUGUAAACAUGGUUCCCGCCGAAACCCACUCCUCACCCCUUUUAUUCCUCAAGAACAAGCUCAGCUCCGCCACGUUCCUCGUUGAUACCAGUGCUUCUGUGUCAGUGUUCCCUCACCUUCCCCGAUCACCUUCAGCUCCAGGUUCUGGUGUUCAGUUGAGAACCGCGGACGGAUCCCCCAUGGACACUUAUGGUUCCCGCUGUUUAGCUCUACAGUUCGGUUCCAGACGUUUUGAGUGGAAUUUUUUGCUAGCCAACGUGUCCACGUUGAUUUUGGGAUCAGAUUUUCUACGCCACAAUCACCUUCUGGUUGACGUUGCAGGUUCUCGUCUCCUUGACUCCUCGACCCUAGAACCAAUACCCGCCGUUUCAUCUAAUUCAGUCAACAGCAAAUCAGGUCUCUAUGCUGCUCUCCUUUCUACCCCUGAAGAGUUCCCUGAUCUCCUGUCCGAAUAUCCUGAUGUCGUCUCCUCCAAAGGUUUUUUCACCACAGAUCCAAGGCAUCCAGUCCGCCACACCGUCCCCACAUCCCCUGGCCCGCCAGUUUUUGCCAAAGCCCGCCGUCUUGACACAGAAAAGCUGGAAUCCGCAAGGAAGGAGUUUGCGGCCAUGGAGUCUGCAGGGAUAAACGAUGCUCUUCCUCUCCGUGGGGGAGUCCCUUGCACAUGGUAA
This is a messenger RNA of Eurytemora carolleeae, 708 nucleotides long. RefSeq lists its product as uncharacterized. The record is from RefSeq and is a predicted model, not a curated record. Bases 1 to 708 code for a protein of 235 amino acids. Lineage: Eukaryota; Metazoa; Arthropoda; Copepoda; Calanoida; Temoridae. The transcript has a single exon.